AUGGUGAAAAAGAAGGCAUUAACAACAGCAGAAAGACAGCGGCGCUACCGGGAGAAACGAAAAAAAUAUCCAGAAAAGGUAGCUGAAGUUAAACGCAAAGAUCUCGAGAGAUAUCAUACUCAGCCUCUGCAGUAUGUUACCUCUCAACGCGGCAAACGUCUGCUACUGGUCAAUGGAUAUACUUUCUGUCGUCACAGUACAUACAAACCACCGAAAGUUCGUUGGGUCUGCGCCACACACAGCGGCAAAGGUUGCAAAGCAGCUGCAUACACGUACAAUGAUAUACUAGUAGGAACGAAGAACGAACACAAUCACAGGCCUAAAAUCGACUACCCCGAACAAUUAACUCUUGAAAUUAAAUUAUCCAAACAGAAAUCUUAG
Molecule: messenger RNA, 381 nt
Organism: Chilo suppressalis (striped riceborer)
Lineage: Eukaryota; Metazoa; Arthropoda; Insecta; Lepidoptera; Crambidae
Source: the annotation of a GenBank genome assembly